AAGUCAUUGACACCUUAUCUUCCCAUCCUCACCACAAGAAUCGCCUAUGUUUCACCGUUAGAAAAACCAACCUGAAGUUAACUCUUUUUGUUGCUUCUCAGUUCUUAGCUCAAUUAACAACAACUCUGUCUUUAAGGGUUGAUAAUAAAUAUGGUUACCUGUGGAGGCCUAAAACACUUUUUUGACAAACCAUUCCCAGAAAAUUCAACAAUUCUUGAUUCCACUUCUUCAUGGAAUCAGAUUAAAUCAACAAAACCAAAUAAAGAUUCAUCCUUUAUGGAGAUUUUUGAUGAAUUAAAUUCUGUUUCAUCGUUUUCUUCUAAUUAUCUCCCUCCAUUGUCUACUACCACCUCAUCGUCGUCGUCGUCAUCAUCAUCGACAUGUUCUUCUUAUAAUAAUUCGUCAUUAUCUUUCGAAGCAAUUCACCAAUCUGGUGUUGAAGGGAAAAACAGAGACCCCAUUUAUCCACCAAGCAGUCAGAAUAAACAUUACAAGCAUAGUGAUAGCUUUUCUUCAAGAAAUUCAGAUUGUCUUUCAAUAUGUACAGAAAGCCUUGGAUUUGAAAGCUGUGAUGAUGUUGAAGACAUUAUGAAUGCAUUGAGCAUUGGGAAUGAUCAAGAACACGAAGAAAUUAGAUCAAUAAACAUUCAUAAUCAGGGGAUUAUAAGUCAUGAAUAUACAAAAAUUAAAUCAAGAACAAAUAAAGGGGCAUUAUUGCCUCCUCCAAUUUCUUGCAUUGGUAGAAACGGAAAGCCCUGUGUUUGUUUUGAAUCUUUUAGAGAAAAUGGUAGGUUUAUUCUCAAGGAAGUUAAAAUUCCUGAAUGGGAAUUCUUGCAUGCAUGUAGAGAAGAUGGACGAUUGAAGCUACAUAUUGUUCAGUCAGAUGACGAAUUUUUCGAUGAAGAUGAAGAAUAUGAUGAUGAUUCAGAGGAUGUUGAAGAAGAUGAAUCAAGUCAAUACGUAACAAAUGAUGACGACGAUGAUGAUGAGAAAAGAGAAGUUGGAGAAUCUAAAACAAUUUAGGAAUUAAAAAAAAAAUAGAUAUCAUAAAAAGCAGAGGCGAAGCGAAGCCAAUAUUUAAAAACAUACGAGUUCACGUUUCUAGUCCUUUCUAAGUUACUUAGUUACAUAUUCAAGAUAAAUACAGUGUUCGGACCAAAGCAUUUGGACGAACCUGAAACAGAAGCUCUAGCUCCGCUCCUGCACAAAGACAAAGGGGUGUUUAAUUUUUUUUUUAUUUUUUUUGGUUUACUUGUAAAAAAAAAAAAGGUUUAAAACUACUCUUUUUCUCUCUCUGUUUCAAUUAUGAAAAUAAAGAGGAAUCGGAAAUGUAAUUCUGAGUUCCAGAUUUAGAUGAUGAUGUAAAGGUAGUAGCAAGAGAGUAGUAAUGUUCAUGGGGUAAAUUAAUGUAUUCCCAGCAAUAACAUGAAACGAGGAAUACUCGAUUUCAUCCUCAAAUAAAAUUUGAACUUGUAUUUAUCUGUA
Molecule: messenger RNA, 1485 nt
Organism: Solanum pennellii
Lineage: Eukaryota; Viridiplantae; Streptophyta; Magnoliopsida; Solanales; Solanaceae
Product: protein FAF-like, chloroplastic
Exons: 1
Coding region: 151-1023 (290 amino acids)
Source: RefSeq, a predicted model, not a curated record